Molecule: messenger RNA, 4893 nt
Organism: Danio aesculapii
Lineage: Eukaryota; Metazoa; Chordata; Actinopteri; Cypriniformes; Danionidae
Gene: ift140
Product: intraflagellar transport 140 homolog (Chlamydomonas)
Exons: 29
Coding region: 158-4498 (1446 amino acids)
Biological process (GO): intraciliary retrograde transport
Cellular component (GO): intraciliary transport particle A; ciliary basal body; axoneme
Molecular function (GO): protein binding
Source: RefSeq, a predicted model, not a curated record
UAAAAGACGCUUUUCACAGCUAGAGGCGCGUCGUAAAAACGAAGGGCUAAUAUCUUUUUUAAUUGUCAAAUUCAUACAUAUGCUGCUCGACAAACACACGGAUAUUACAGGAGUCCUGAGUGGAAGAGAUCUCAGUUUUGUUGUAGAUUUGUAGCUCAUGGCUGUGUAUUUUGAUCAUCGUGUGGAGGCUUCUGACAGCAGUGGAGUGCCGGUCCUCAUCUCAUGGCAUUCCAGUGUGUGUGUGCUGGCCGUGGGGUCUGUGAACCCCUCAACCGGGGGCUGUGUGGAUCUUUACUUGCAGCAGGGUGAACAUGUUGAGCUGUGUCAUGUGGAACGUGGAUUCAGCCCCUCGCUUCUGCGGUGGCACCCGACUAAACCCCUGCUAGCGGUGGGGUGGGAGACUGGCGAGACCAUCCUCCUCUCACACCCGUCUGGAGAACACACACCCCUGCCCAACAGCACACACACCGCCUGCAUCACAGUGCUGGAGUGGAGCAGUAACGGCAGCAGACUGAUCACGGGAGAUCAGGCUGGUGUGAUGGCGGUGUGGAAGGUGGACGCUCGAGGGAAACUGCAGGGAUCUCCUCUGAAUAAACAUGACUACAGUAGACCGCUGACCUGCUGCAUCUUCAGACCUCCACCGCCUGCUGAGGAUGUAGCGAUGCUGGCGCGUGCUGCUGUUAGCGGAGAUGAAAAUGCUCUGGACAUGUUUAACUGGAAGAAGAGCACUAAAGGAGCAGGCUUUGCUCUAGGAUCACAGGAAGGACUGGCCUUUUACAUCAGCACAGCAGAUGGGAGUGUGUACAGUGUGGAUGAGCAGGUGAAGAGUGUGCCUUUGCUGUCGGUUGAGAGCGCCAUACAGAAGAUGUGGUACUCCAAAAGAAGAUCCGCUCUCGCUGUGGUUACAGACUCACUGCAGCUUUCACAGUUCAGUCUCGGACCAGAAGGCUUCGCUCAGGAGAUCAGUAAGGUGAAGCUGAGUGGCAGAGGAGGGCAGAAUGCAGACGUUGUGUGGACAGAAAGCGGUUUGCUCAUCACAGCAUCAGGAGAACUACACAUCAGGUUGUGGGAUGUGGAGUUGGAUGAUCAUUACGCUCUAUCACUGGAUGAAUCUCUGGGCUUUGAGAAAGGAGAACUGCUCAACUGUGUGUCUUUUUGCACUUCUAAACAAGUUCUUGCUGCAGGCACCAGCAGGGGUCGAGUUGCUCUGUGGCACAUGCUGACGGUGAGCGAUCAGAAAGGAGACUCCAAAACACAGUGGAAACUCCAGACACCAGCGGAAGUGGAAGGAAACGUCUCACAGCUACAGUGGGGUUCCAGCUCUCAUCUGUUAGCCGUGUGCAGCAGCAGUAGUGUGGUGAUCCUGUCGGAGCAUGUGAUGUGUUCUCAUUACAGCCAACAGAUGGCAGCAGUGCAGCUCACACCAACACAGCUCAGCCUGGCCAACUUCACCAGCAACACACACAUUACCUUCAACACAGACACACACAUCAGAGCCGUGCAGCUCACCAAGAAUAUGGUAGCGGUGUGGAAUGGGAAAAUGAUCACUGUUUAUGAGCCAUCAGGACAAACGUUACACAGCACAGGCUCAUUCCAGUGUGAGUCUCCUGCUCUUGCGGUGCAUGAAGAAAACAUUUAUACUGUAGAACCAAACCGCGUCCAGAUCCGCACACCACAGGGCACCGUGAAACAGUUGUUGGUGUUUUCUGAAGCGGAAGGAAACCCGACUCUGCUGAGUGUGUGUGGAUCUUACCUGGCUGUGGGAACAGAUACGUGUCACGUCAGAGUCUUUGACCUCACUCGCAGGGAGGCCAAACCCCUGGGUGUCACAAAGAACCUCUCGGAGCUGAUUUCUGACCUGGGUGCUCUGAGAUCAGUCAAAUGCAACGCCAGCGGAAGCCAGAUGAGCGUCCUUAUUACACAGAUAAACGGGCGGCCGGAUAACAAGGUAUAUUUCUAUGACAUCGAGCUGGACACGUUGUCUUACUUUGACUUCUUCACUGGGAGGCCAGAGAGCAGCCCUGAACAGUCUGAGGACAGUCAGAGAAGUCGCUUUGAAGAGGAGCUGGCCGCUCGAUGCCCUGUUUCUCAGUUCUGGGAUGAGAACGAGCCUCGUCUGUUUGUGUGUGAAACAGUGUCUGUUAACUCUGACCUCCACGACAGCAGGCAAAGACAAUCAGAGAAGGAGGAUGUGAUGGUGGUGACGUUCUUUGUGACGCAGGAACACGGUCUCCUCCUGCAGGACUCACAGCCUAAACCUGCAGCACUGCUCGGUCUGCUGGCUCUGGAUACACCAUACUACUAUUAUAUCUGCAAGCUGGGUGAGAGUGGAGAUCAGGGGUCUGUGGUCUCCAGCUCGCCCCAGGGUUCUUCAUCUCCUCAGAUGGUGGUGCGACGAGCUCUUCGAGACUUUGUUGGGCUGGAGAGCUGUGAGAAGCAAACCCGAGACGCCAUGCUGAACUUCAGCUUCUUCCUCACCAUAGGAGACAUGGAUGAAGCCUUUAAAGCCAUCAAACUCAUCAAGAGUGAGGCGGUGUGGGAGAACAUGGCUCGUAUGUGUGUGAAAAGUCGUCGUCUGGACGUGGCUCGUGUGUGUCUGGGAAACAUGGGAAACGCACGGGCAGCUCGAGCUCUCAGAGAUGCUGAAAAAGAGCCGGAGGUGGAGGCGCAGGUGGCUGUUCUGGCUACACAACUCGGCAUGCUGGAGGAUGCACAGCAGUUGUAUAAGUCGUGCGGGAGGUUUGAUUUACUCAACAAGUUUUAUCAGGCGGCGGGUCAGUGGCAGCAGGCGGUGGAGACGGCAGAAACACACGACCGCAUUCACCUCCGCACCACUUACUACAGCUACGCCAAACACCUGGAGGCCAUGGGGGACAAGAACCUGGCGCUGGUGUAUUUUGAGAAGUCGGACACACAUCGGUUUGAAGUUCCCCGAAUGUUAAUGGAGGAUAAUGUUUCACUGGAGAUUUACAUCAGUAAAAUGAAGGACAAGGAUCUGUAUAAGUGGUGGGGUCAUUAUCUGGAGAGCCAAUCAGACAUGGAGGCUGCGCUGCAUUAUUACGACUUAGCUCAGGAUUACCUGUCUCAAGUGCGCGUGCACUGCUACCUGGGAAACAUUCAAAAGGCGAGUGAAAUUGCCAAUGAAACUGGCAACAGGGCAGCAUCUUAUCAUGUUGCGCGGCAAUAUGAGGGACAGGAUGAAAUCAGCCAAUCAGUGCACUUCUAUACACGCGCACAAGCCUAUAAUAACGCAAUACGAUUGUGUAAAGAGAACAACCUGGAUGACCAGCUUAUGAAUCUGGCACUGCUUAGCAAUCCAGAGGACAUGAUGGACACAGCCAUGUAUUAUGAAGAGAAAGGAAAGCACAUGGACCGAGCGGUUAUGCUUUAUCACAAGGCAGGUCAUGUCUCCAAGGCUCUGGAACUAGCUUUUGCAACUGAACAGUUUGGAGCCCUGCAGCUGAUUGCAGAGGAUUUGAAUGAAGCCAGCGACCCUGCAUUAUUAGCACGCUGCUCAGAUUUCUUCAUAGAACACGCUCAGUAUCAGAAGGCAGUGGAAUUGCUGGUAGCUGCCAAAAAGUACCAUGAGGCGCUCCAGUUGUGUUUGGACCAGAGUUUGACCAUCACUGAAGAUCUGGCUGAAAGUCUGACGGUGCCGAAAGACUCAACUCUUAUGUCGGAGGCCGGGAGGAAAGAGCUGCUGGAAAAAAUCGCAGACUGCUGCAUGCGGCAGGGAAACUACCACCUAGCCACAAAGAAAUACACACAAGCUGGAAACAAGAUCAAGGCGAUGCGAGCGCUGCUGAAAUCGGGAGAUACGGAGAAAAUUGUCUUUUUCGCUGGCGUUUCCAGACAGAAGGAGAUUUAUGUAAUGGCAGCCAACUACCUGCAGUCACUGGACUGGAGGAACGACGCGGAGAUCAUGAAGAACAUCAUUAGCUUCUACACAAAAGGACGGGCACUCGAGCUGCUGGCUGGUUUCUAUGAGGCCUGUGCCGAGGUGGAAAUAGAUGAUUAUCAGAAUUAUGAGAAGGCUUACGGCGCUCUGACUGAGGCAUGUAAAUGUUUAACUAAAGCAAAAGGUCGCAGCGGAGAAGAGGCUGAUGGCAAACUGCUCAUACUGACUCACAGACUCGGACUUAUCAAGAGGUUCAUUCAGGCACGAAGAAUGCAUGAGGAGGAUCCGGUAGAAGCAGUGCGUUUGUGCGAGUCUCUGCUGGAAGAGAAGGAUCUGGAUCCAGCAGUGCGUGUUGGAGAUGUGUACGGCUUCCUGGUGGAACAUUACUGCCAUCAUGGCAACUUCACACAGGCAUGGAGUAAAAUAGAGGAAUUGAGAUCAACACAUCCCAAAAUAAACCUGAGCAUGUAUGUGAGUCAAAACAGUCUGGAGGCUUUACAAAAUGCUGCUGGAAUCCGCCUGGUCUACAAAGAUACCAACACACAUGCUGCUGCUGAUGACGAUGAAGAGGUGGAGGAAGAUGAAAACAUCAAUCAUUGACAACAAUUCCCACAAGACACUACAUCCAUUUCACACAAAAAAACACAACUAGUCUACUGAAGUCUCCCUAUCAAAUCUUGGUUUACUCCUCCAUUUUUCCUAAAAUGUGCCAUAUUUCUAUUGGACUGCCAGUCUAGCAGAUGGGAUGUUUUUGGUAGAUGAUGUGUGAUUUUGUUAAAGCCAUUUUGCAGGUUGCCUUAAGUAGAGUAGCUUGUUUGCCCAGAAUGCAUUUACAUAUUUGACGUGUGUGGCCUUUUAAUCAAGAAUGACACGGGACCACUAUAUUCGAGUCGUUUUGUACAAUUUACAAAUUAUUUAAAGACCAGACUUGUUCAACAAUCUUUGUAUCAUAUAUAUUGUACACAUUUUAAUAAAUAUUUUCUAUGUUUAUUUAA